Molecule: messenger RNA, 1728 nt
Organism: Centruroides sculpturatus (bark scorpion)
Lineage: Eukaryota; Metazoa; Arthropoda; Arachnida; Scorpiones; Buthidae
Product: protein ROP-like
Exons: 14
Coding region: 98-1699 (533 amino acids)
Biological process (GO): vesicle-mediated transport; neurotransmitter secretion; intracellular protein transport
Cellular component (GO): plasma membrane; secretory granule
Molecular function (GO): syntaxin binding
Source: RefSeq, a predicted model, not a curated record
UUUAUCCGAUAGAGGACACUUUAGUUACGUCGAAUGUUGUUCAUUUUGUCGUCUGUUGUUAUUAGAUAGAGUUUUCAAAGAUCGAAUUUUAUAGAAAAUGGCUUUAAAAACAGUAGUUGGAAUGAAAAUUAUGAAUGAUGUUAUUCGUACUGUUAAAAAAAAGGGUGAAUGGAAAGUUUUAGUAGUAGAUCAACUUGGAAUGAGGAUGAUUUCUGCAUGUUGUAAAAUGCAUGAAAUAGCUUCUGAAGGAAUUACAAUUGUGGAAGAUAUCCACAAGAGAAGAGAACCAUUACCUAAUAUGGAAGCAGUAUACCUUAUAUCACCUAUAGAUGCGUCUAUACGAUUAUUGAUGAAUGACUUCCAACCAACCACACGCCAGGCUUACCGCUGUGCCCAUGUUUUCUUCACAGAAGCUUGUCCUGAUGAACGCUUCAAUGAAAUAUGCAAGUCUGCUUGUGCAAAAUACAUCAAAACUCUAAAAGAAAUAAAUAUUGCAUUUCUACCUUAUGAAUCCCAAGUAUUUUGCUUAGACUCCGCUGAAGCAUUUCAAUAUUAUUAUAACCCAUCUCAAGCAUCAGAACACACUAGUGUGCUGGAACGUGUGGCUGAGCAAGUAGCUACAUUGUGUGCCACUUUGGGAGAAUAUCCAUCAAUAAGAUAUCGAAGUGAUUUUGAUCGAAAUGUUGAAUUAGCUCAGUUGAUUCAACAGAAACUUGAUGCUUAUAAGGCUGAUGAACCAACAAUGGGAGAAGUAACGCUAUCUACUUUGAAAAAAGGUUCUGAUGCUGAAAUGAGAUAUCUCAGCUCAACCAGUCAAGGUCAGCACAUCACAACCAGAGAUAUGUCAGGAAUAACACGGGACAGACAAGUAACUAAGCAGUUGAAAAAAUUUAUUGAGAGCAAACGAAUGGCACCUUCUACCGAUAAAGCAAGUAUGAAAGAUUUAUCCACUAUGAUUAAGAAAAUGCCUCAGUACCAAAAAGAAUUGAGCAAAUAUUCUACUCAUCUUCAUUUGGCUGAGGAUUGCAUGAAGAUGUAUCAGGGCUAUGUAGAUAAAUUAUGUAAAGUUGAACAAGAUCUGGCUAUGGGAACUGAUGCUGAAGGAGAAAAAAUAAAGGAUCCAAUGAGAAAUAUUGUUCCUAUUUUAUUAGAUGGAAAUGUUACAAAUGCUGAUAAAAUUAGAAUUAUCCUUCUUUACAUACUUUCCAAAAACGGAAUAUCUGAAGAAAAUUUAGCAAAACUUAUACAACAUGCCCAAAUACCACCAGCAGAGAAGGCUAUUAUUACUAAUAUGGCUGCACUUGGUGUGAAUAUUGUAACAGAUGGAAGUCGGAAAAAGAUCUAUCAGGUUCCCAGAAAGGAGCGAAUAACUGAACAGACAUAUCAGAUGUCUAGAUGGACACCGGUUCUCAAAGAUAUUAUUGAAGAUUCUAUUGAGGACAAAUUGGAUACAAAACAUUUUCCUUUCCUCUCUGGAAGAGUAGCACCUUCAAAUUAUGGUAGAUCAGCACCAACAAGUGUUCGUUAUGGCCACUGGCACAAAGAUAAAAAUACUCCAAAUAUAAAAAAUGUUCCUCGUAUGAUUGUAUUUGUCAUUGGAGGUUGCUGUUAUUCAGAAAUGCGAUGUGCAUAUGAAAUUACCAAAGAAUUAAAAAAUUGGGAAGUGAUUAUUGGUAAGUUUUUAUAUUUCUAUUCAUAAUAAUACAAUUGUGUUUGUAUACAUGUAUU